UCUCUCGCAAAGCCCUUCGCUGCUCGACCGACCAUCAUGAGCCUUCAGCCGGUGCAAGGCUUGCCGCUUGUUCCGGGGUCGUCCUUUCGGGACCCGACGAAAACUGCUUUUCAUCGCACCCAGACUCUAGAUUACAAGAAUGGUUUUGCCUUUAAGAAACUUCCAACUGUGGGGAUAGGUGGAAAUCGGCUUUAUGUAAAUCAGUUGUCUCAAGCUGAACUUGAUGAAUUAUCUAACAAGAGACCCACCUUAACUUAUGGUGAACCUAAACAAGCCCCACCUUCAGAUUUCAUCCCAGCACACGUGGCUUUUGACAAAAAGGUGCUCAAAUUUGAUGGAUACUUUCAGGAAGAUGUUCCUAUGUCUACAGAAGAACAUUUCCGCAUUCGUCAAGUGGGCAUUUAUUACUAUUUGGAAGAUGAUAGCAUGUCUGUCAUGGAGCCCAUUGUUGAAAACUCAGGGAUUCCUCAGGGCAAGUUCAUCAAAAGACAGCGCUUGCCCAAAAAUGAUCGUGGGGAUCAUUAUCAUUGGAAAGAUCUGAAUCGAGGAAUUAAUAUUACUAUCUAUGGCAAGACUUUCCGGGUAGUUGAUUGUGAUCGAUUCACCCAGACUUUUCUGGAAAGCCAAGGAAUUGAACUGAACCCUCCAGAGCGAAUGAUUUUUGAUCCUUAUAUAGAAUUACGUAAAAUGCCUCCACGUAUGUAUGUCACCCCCUCAGAUUUUGAUCAACUUAAGCAGUUUCUGGCAUUUGACAAAAAGGUUCUUCGUUUUUAUGCCAUAUGGGAUGACACUCGGAACAUGUUUGGUGAAAGCCGGAGAUUUAUUAUCCACUACUACCUGGCAGAUGACACAGUGGAAGUGCGGGAAGUUCAUGAACGAAAUGAUGGCAGAGAUCCUUUCCCAGUCCUGAUAAGACGCCAGCGCCUGCCCAGAACUUUUGUGGAGAAGAAAGAAAACUUUCCAACCUGUGUGCUGGAGAUUUCUGAUCAGGAGGUCUUAGAAUGGUUUACAGCUAAAGAUUUUGCAGUGGGCAAACCCACUACUCUACUUGGACGCACUUUUUUCAUCUAUGACUGUGAUGAGUUCACUCGACAAUUCUAUCAGGAUAAAUUUGGCAUCACUGACUUCCAGCCAGUUGAUGUAAAGAAGCCACUCCCAGAGGAAAUCAGACAGAUAAUUCCUCCCUAUAAUGGUUAUGGUUUCCUUGAAGACUCUCUUCAAAAUUGUUUCAGUUUGAUUCCACAACCUCCUAAGAAAAAUAUUAUUAAGAUGCUAGAGAAUGACCACAAAAUUUUGCGCUAUGCUGUUAGAAUGGAAUCCACAAACCCUGAUGACAGCAAGAGACAUUUUGUUCUCUCCUAUUGCCUCGCUACUGACAUGAUAAGCAUUUAUGAACCACCUAUGCGCAAUUCGGGAAUUAUUGGUGGCAAAUACCUAGGCAAAACCAGAAUCCCAAAACCAGGAUCCUCUACAGAUGAUCCUGUUUAUUAUGAACCUGCCGACUUAACCAUAGGUGCUAUGAUAGAAGUGUUUGGCCACAGGUUCAUUAUUGUGGAUGCCGAUAAUUAUGUGUUGAAUUAUAUGGAAAGCAAUUUGGAAAGCUUCCCAGCAUCUGUUGUGCAGUCUAUGAGGGAUCAUUUCGCACCUCGCAAGGCAGCAAUAGAGGAACUAAAGAGGUUAGCUUCCAAUGAGCCUGAUCCUCAGGAGCUAGCUGCAGUAUUGGAACAGAUUCAGGAACACAUGAGGCGGCAUAAUUAUCUGCCAGACAGCAGUAUGCAGGAAGCUUUCCUUCAGCAAGAUAAAAAUGGCUCAGGGCUUCUAAACAAAGCAGAGUUCUUUGCCCUUUGUGACCAUUUUAAAAUACCAACUGAUGAUCCAAUUUUCCAAAAGCUUAUUAAGAUGUGUUCUCAUGGAGAAAAUCAGAUAAGAUACCCUGAUUUCCUCAGAGCUUUCCAGUGUUGAUCAGUUCAAAACUAGCAGUUACCAGCUAUACAAGAUCAAUUUCUAUUAAAAAUGCUAAUUAUUGAAAGC
Messenger RNA from Protobothrops mucrosquamatus (brown spotted pit viper), 2031 nucleotides. It is a transcript of the gene EFHC1, whose product is annotated as EF-hand domain containing 1. Gene Ontology annotation, molecular function: alpha-tubulin binding; calcium ion binding. The coding region runs from base 37 to 1962 and encodes 641 amino acids. Lineage: Eukaryota; Metazoa; Chordata; Lepidosauria; Squamata; Viperidae. Gene Ontology annotation, biological process: cilium-dependent cell motility; mitotic spindle organization; mitotic cytokinesis. Gene Ontology annotation, cellular component: axoneme; mitotic spindle. The record is from RefSeq and is a predicted model, not a curated record. The transcript has 11 exons.